Messenger RNA from Dendroctonus ponderosae (mountain pine beetle), 1314 nucleotides. It is a transcript of the gene Pbp49, whose product is annotated as snRNA-activating protein complex subunit 3. Gene Ontology annotation, biological process: snRNA transcription by RNA polymerase III; snRNA transcription by RNA polymerase II. The coding region runs from base 81 to 1280 and encodes 399 amino acids. Gene Ontology annotation, cellular component: snRNA-activating protein complex. The transcript has 5 exons. Gene Ontology annotation, molecular function: RNA polymerase III type 3 promoter sequence-specific DNA binding; core promoter sequence-specific DNA binding; RNA polymerase II cis-regulatory region sequence-specific DNA binding. NCBI's taxonomy places the organism in Eukaryota, Metazoa, Arthropoda, Insecta, Coleoptera, Curculionidae. The record is from RefSeq and is a predicted model, not a curated record.
CAAUUUUUUCAGCAUCACUGACAACCAUAUUUUAAGGUUAUCAGUGCAAAUAAACAACAAAUUUGCUCAAAUUUAAAAAAAUGGAAAAUGUAUACGACCCAGAAAGCUAUGGCUCAACUGAUGUGAUUGAUUUCGAUAAAUACUUCAAGGAAUACCGGGCGGAAUGCACGGUAAACAUCGACACUUCCAAGGAUGUUUUCACGCAAAGAAUGGAAAUACUGAAAAGCGACUUUGAUUUGGCCCUAGAUCUGCAGGAUGUUAAAGCUUUGGAGCAGCUAUGCUCAAUUGAAAAACUGAAAGUCCUCUCUGAGAACGAGAUGCUGCCCCUGGAAAGCCCACCGAUUGGGGACCAUAUUUCCAUCACACACCCCAUUAAUGAUCGGGCUAGGACAUUGAACACGGCCAAAUGGAUGGAGGAGUUCACAGAAUCCAACCGAGACUUGGUGGGCAAUCAGAACCUCCCCAAAAUACCCCACUUUACAGAGGACAAAGCUCGAGAGGACACAAACUACGUGCCGGACAUGCAGGCUGAUAAUGGCUUCAUUUGCAAAGUUCUAGUCUACCGGCCCUUCAGUACAGUAACGGAUAUAAAAGUGACUGCGGACCAAGUCAGAGUCAACAUGGAAUUGACUGUUGUCCACACUACAACCCUAAUGGAGCUGGCCGAUUCCAUCAAAUGCGCAACCGAUGCCUUUGCGAUGCGGGAAGUGGAAAAUAUGGAUAUUCAGCUGGAAGAGUUUUACAACAAUAAGGAAAAAUGCCCCUCGCGGUGCUUUUUCAUAGAAAACGCCUUUUAUAACGACAUGACGCAUCCCGAUGCCACCGACUACUCGGAAGUCGUGCGAGAGUGGGCCUUGGAGAACAAAAUCGGCAACUUGCACUCCACAUCCAUGGAAGGGGUUACAGUGGGUUCUUUGAAAUUCCGCCUGGGCUAUGGAUACGUUUACAUCCAUCAAGGACGUUGCGAACAUGUAAUCUGCUUCUCGGACAUCAGGCUAUUGAAGACCACCGACUGUUUAGUAUCAAAGAUAUAUCCAAAGAUAGUGGCGAUAAAGCGCAUCCUCAGCCCUUUUUGCUUCAUUUGCAAAAUCACCGAUGCGACCUGGCUGAUUCUACAUAGCGACCGACUGCCGAUCAGACGAGCGUUUUUUUGCACCAAGUGCUGCAAGUCUUACAUGUUUGAAGACGGCAAAAAAGUAGGGACUUUUCAACUAUAUCCUUAUCAUCAAGAAGCGUUUGUUGUGCCACAAAAUCCCAAUCAUUUCAGCGAUUCGGAAUGACAAACUGUAAUAUGGAAUAAAUAGAAAAACUAAA